GACCAAGCCAAGAGUGGCGAAAAUCAAAGAUAAACGAAUCUCAACAAAAUGGAACCAGAGAAGAUCUCCGAGAAGUAUCAUUUCCAGGGAGAUAGUCAACGAGACAUACCACCUAUCCUGAGGCUCAAAGGUAGGGAAAGGCUGGAAGUGCGGAAUGAACUCUUCAUAAAGAUCACAUUCGAUGAAUAUCACACCAACAUAUGCGGAUCCCUCGAACCCAUCGCUGCGAAGGACUAUGUCGCGGGCGUCUAUGCAAUCCUAAGCGAACCCCUACUGGAUUUUGCUGACCUGCACCAGUGGGCAAGGGACCCCCCGACAAAGGAGCCGUGGGCAGAGGCCCUCUUCGUCCAUCAAGUAAAGCAGUACCUCUGCGAUUUGUCCGUAUCCGACUGGAAGCCGGCCACACUUAACGAUCUGGACGUCACCGACGAGGAGCGACGGAACAGCCGCGUUGUUGACCUGAUGUGGUGCGAGUUCGUUCUUGAAAUCCUCGAGCGAAUGCAACGGGACCGCUACAUCGACAUGCUUGCUGAAGUCGCCCUAGACAUCCGUUGUGCAUAG
Durotheca rogersii is the source of this 561-nucleotide messenger RNA. RefSeq lists its product as uncharacterized. NCBI's taxonomy places the organism in Eukaryota, Fungi, Ascomycota, Sordariomycetes, Xylariales, Xylariaceae. The record is from RefSeq and is a predicted model, not a curated record. Bases 49 to 561 code for a protein of 170 amino acids. The transcript has a single exon.